Messenger RNA from Humulus lupulus (European hop), 2641 nucleotides. RefSeq names its product protein NSP-INTERACTING KINASE 2. Gene Ontology annotation, biological process: protein phosphorylation. The coding region runs from base 379 to 2268 and encodes 629 amino acids. The record is from RefSeq and is a predicted model, not a curated record. Gene Ontology annotation, molecular function: protein binding; protein kinase activity; ATP binding. The transcript has 11 exons. Lineage: Eukaryota; Viridiplantae; Streptophyta; Magnoliopsida; Rosales; Cannabaceae.
UUAUAUAUUCUUUUUCCAUUUUCUUUUCUUAAGUAGUGGCAGGCAUGUUUGGUUAUCUUUUAACUCUUUUAUCAUUUCUUUUACUAACAAAUCUUCAGUUUAUUGGUUUAAGGUUCUGACACUAGGCUAUGAGUGAGUGAGUGAGUGCAAUUCUGGUUUAGGAAGCAUGACGAACUGUACUCUUUGAUAUGAUGUUAUUAGUACAAAAAAAAACAAGAUAUGCCCAAUUGAAAAAAACUUAUUUUUGGAUAAAUUGAGUUGGAAGUUUGGUUUGUAUUGAAGUUUUCAAAUCAUUUCUACCAGCUCCUUACUUACUACUACUACAUUACAAAGAAGCUGGUUUUGCCAUUUGGGUAUCUCUGGUUUCUCUCAACUUUCAUGUAUCAAAUGGAAACUAUCAAUAGAAAGUAUGCUGUUGCUUUCUUCUUCAUUGCCUUUGCAUGCUUGUUGGAUUACACAAAUGGUGUGCUUUCUUCCAAAGGUGUUAACUAUGAAGUUCAAGCUUUGAUGGACAUUAAGAACUUGUUUAAGGAUCCCCACGGUAUACUUGAUAAUUGGGAUGAUACUGCUGUUGAUCCAUGCAGCUGGAAUAUGGUCACUUGCUCUCCUGAUGGUUUGGUCAUUAGUCUAGGAACUCCAAGCCAGAACUUAUCAGGCAUCCUUUCUGCAAGCAUAGGCAACUUAACAAAUCUCCGGAGUGUACUAUUACAGAGCAAUAAUAUAACAGGUCCUAUCCCCUCUGAGAUUGGGAGGCUCCAAAAGCUUGACACACUUGAUCUUUCCAAUAACAACUUCAAUAGUCAAAUUCCCAACACUUUAUCACACUUAAAGAGUCUUCAAUACCUGCGACUGGACAAUAACACUUUGAGUGGAGCCAUUCCUGCAUCUUUGGCUAACAUGACAGAGCUUGCCUUCCUGGACCUGUCAUACAACAAUCUAAGUGGUCCAGUACCAAGGUUGCCUGCCAAGACCUUCAACAUUGUGGGGAACCCUCUGAUUUGUGCCACGGGGAAGGAACAAGUGUGCUUUGCAACGAUGCCCAUAGCACCUCCUUUUUCCUCUAAUAAUUCGCAAAAUGCUCAAACUGCUAGGAGACCCAAAAGCCAUAAAAUUGCUUUAGCCUUUGCUUCAAGCCUGGGCUGCAUUUGUCUACUAAUUCUUGGGUUUGGUUUCCUUCUUUGGUGGAGGUACAGACACAACCAGCAAAUUUUCUUUGACGUCAACGAGCAACAUCAUGAGGAAGUUUGCCUUGGAAACCUGAAGAGAUUUCAAUUUAGAGAGCUUCAGAUGGCAACAAACAACUUCAGUAGCAAGUACUUGGUUGGAAAAGGUGGUUUUGGAAAUGUCUACAAAGGCUGUCUCAGAGAUGGUACAGUAGUAGCAGUUAAAAGGCUUAAAGAUGGUAAUGCCAUUGGUGGUGAGAUUCAAUUCCAAACUGAAGUUGAGAUGAUCAGCCUGGCAGUUCACAGGAACCUUCUUCGGCUUUACGGGUUUUGUAUGACAGCCUCUGAGAGGCUCUUGGUUUACCCCUAUAUGUCAAACGGCAGCGUUGCCUCCCGCCUCAAAGCCAAACCAGCCCUUGAUUGGAGUACGAGAAAAAGAAUUGCCUUAGGAGCUGCAAGAGGAUUACUGUACUUGCAUGAACAAUGUGACCCCAAGAUCAUUCACAGGGAUGUCAAGGCUGCAAAUAUAUUGCUUGAUGACUAUUGUGAGGCUGUAGUGGGAGAUUUUGGGUUGGCCAAGCUGCUAGAUCACCAUGAUUCACAUGUUACAACCGCCGUGAGAGGCACCGUUGGACAUAUAGCCCCGGAGUACCUCUCCACGGGACAAUCCUCUGAGAAAACAGAUGUUUUUGGGUUCGGCAUACUUCUUCUUGAACUAAUUUCUGGCCAAAGAGCUCUAGAUUUUGGGAAAGCAGCAAACCAGAAAGGAGCUAUGCUUGAUUGGGUGAAGAAACUUCAGCUAGAAAAGAAGUUGGAUAUGCUAAUUGAUAAGGACUUGAAGAAAAACUACGAUAUAAUUGAGCUUGAAGAAAUCAUUCAAGUAGCUCUACUAUGUACACAAUAUCUUCCAAGUUAUAGGCCAAAGAUGUCUGAAGUGGUUCGGAUGCUUGAAGGGGAUGGGCUUGCAGAGAAAUGGGAAGCUUCUCAGAGAGCUGAGUCAACUCGUUGCAGAGCCAAUGAUUUCUCUUCUUCAGAAAGAUACUCUGACCUCACUGACGACUCCUCGUUGCUUGCACAGGCAAUGGAGCUUUCUGGACCAAGAUAAUUUACAAAAUAUAAUCCUCAACAUGAAGAGGGGAUAAAAAAAGUUGUGUGAAAAAACUUAAAAGAAAAAAGAAGUUCAAAAUAUCACCAAGAAUAGAUGUGAGAAAUGAGUCUUCUUUCUGUUGUAUAUUAUAGCACCAUAUUUGGAGCUCCAAAGUGGUGUCUUUAAUUCACUCACUGUACAGAAUCUGAUAUUGGAAAACUGACAUUUCAGACCAAGUUGUCUCUCAUGCCAGUUCAGUUCUUCUCCAGUGUUUGAAUUUACUAGGGAUGUCCUAAAUGAGCACUUGGAGUUCACGUGAGAAUAAUAAUAUUUUGGGGGUUGUAAGUUGUUUGAAAAGUUAUAUAAAUAAGCAGUCAACAUCGUUUACGAA